Molecule: messenger RNA, 710 nt
Organism: Gigantopelta aegis
Lineage: Eukaryota; Metazoa; Mollusca; Gastropoda; Neomphalida; Peltospiridae
Product: histone H1-delta-like
Exons: 1
Coding region: 69-710 (213 amino acids)
Biological process (GO): negative regulation of DNA recombination; nucleosome assembly; chromosome condensation
Cellular component (GO): nucleosome; nucleus
Molecular function (GO): structural constituent of chromatin; double-stranded DNA binding; nucleosomal DNA binding
Source: RefSeq, a predicted model, not a curated record
CGGAUUGAUACUGUUAGGAGUAAGUCGUUGAUCGAAUUAGGAGAAAUAUAGCAUCACUGAAGGUAAAAAUGACGGAGUCUACUCAAGUUAAAACACCAAAAAAGAAAGUAUCCAAGCCUAAGAAGCCAGCGGAUCACCCAUCGUAUUCUAGUAUGGUGAAAGAUGCAGUCACCGCACUGAAGGAGAGGGGUGGCUCGUCCAGACAGGCACUUCUCAAGUACGUCAUGGCCAACUACAAAGUUGGAGACAACCCGAAGGCAAUCAAUGCCCGUCUCAAGACUGCUUUGAAGAAUGGUGUUCAGAGUGGAAUACUGAAACAGGCUAAAGGCACAGGUGCUGCAGGUUCAUUUCGUCUCGGCGAGAAGAAAGCAGAAAAGAAACCUGCUGCCAAGAAGACUGCUGUUGAGAAGCCAAAGAAGGUUAAAACUCCCAUCAAGAAGGCAACCAAGAAGUCGGCAGGAGACAAGAAAGCUAAGCCUGCAGCUAAGAAAACCAAGUCCCCUAAGAAGACCGCAAAACCAAAGAAAGCAAAGACGCCCAAGAAAGCAAAGGUGGCAGCAAAGCCAAAAAAGGUCAAAACGCCCAAAAAGAAAGUCGUCAAGGCAAAAAAAGAAAGCCUAAACUGCAGUCACGAGAGGACCCCACUCCUUAAAGGCCCUUAUCAGGGCCACCCACAUCACACGAAAGUGUUAUGUACUCAAUUGCUGUAG